AUGACAAUUCCCUCAGUUACUCUGAACAAUGGUGUCCAGAUGCCUGCAAUCGGGUUCGGUACUUGGGCAGGAAUGGAUCCAGCUGAGUGGCACAAAUCCGAGCCAUGGCUCGCGACCGCGCUGAAGGCCGGUUAUACGCACUUUGAUACCGCUCAGAUGUACGGAACGGAAAAGUAUAUAGGCAAUAUUCUCAAAGACGCUGGUAUUCCGCGAGAUAAACUUUUCAUCACCAGCAAGCUAUUAUGGAACUACCACAGUCUAAUUGAAGAAUCUUUGGAUACCACUUUGAAAGAUCUGGGGACUGAUUACGUCGAUUUAUUUCUCAUUCAUUGGCCGCAAAUGGUCUUCUACGAAGAGGGCAACAUUAGGCCCCGCAAUCCUGACGGAACAUUGAAGGUUGUAGAGUCCCCAUCAUUCAACGACGUCUGGGCGGUCUUUGAGAAACUGCUCGACACGGGCAAAGUCAAGAGUAUCGGCGUCAGUAAUUUCUCUAUCAAGACGCUCGAAGAACUGCUGAAGACGGCCAAAGUGGUACCUUCAGUGAACCAGAUCGAGCUUCAUCCAUACUUGGCCCAGACAGAGCUGGUGGAAUAUUGCAAGUCUAAAGGCAUUGUCGUAACCGCUUACGCACCAACAGGGUACUCCCAAGUGUUAGGCGAUCCGUUAAUCAUCGAGCUUGCUGCGAAGUACAAAGCUUCCCCCGCUCAGGUAGUACUCGCUUGGCAUCUCGCUCGGGGAACGACCGCCGUCCCUAAGAGCACAAGUGAGGCCCAUCAGAAAGAGAAUCUCAAUCUGCCUACUUUGGAUUCCAAAGACGUCGAGCGUAUCACAGCUCUGGACAAGGGAUUGCGCAUCUGCAACAAGCCCACGGAGACCGGGAUCAUCUGUGGCUGGAGCGUCGAACGGAUGGGAUGGUAA
Pleurotus ostreatus (oyster mushroom) is the source of this 918-nucleotide messenger RNA. RefSeq lists its product as uncharacterized. The coding region runs from base 1 to 918 and encodes 305 amino acids. Gene Ontology annotation, cellular component: cytosol. The transcript is spliced from 11 exons. Gene Ontology annotation, molecular function: aldose reductase (NADPH) activity. NCBI's taxonomy places the organism in Eukaryota, Fungi, Basidiomycota, Agaricomycetes, Agaricales, Pleurotaceae. The record is from RefSeq and is a predicted model, not a curated record.